Molecule: messenger RNA, 3900 nt
Organism: Cavia porcellus (domestic guinea pig)
Lineage: Eukaryota; Metazoa; Chordata; Mammalia; Rodentia; Caviidae
Gene: Fnbp4
Product: formin binding protein 4
Exons: 17
Coding region: 46-3117 (1023 amino acids)
Molecular function (GO): protein binding
Source: RefSeq, a predicted model, not a curated record
GCCCCUCUCGACUGCCGACGCUCGCAGCUCGCGCUCAGGCUCGCGAUGGGGAAGAAGUCGCGGGCGGUACCCGGCCGCAGGCCCAUCCUGCAGCUCUCUCCGCCGGGUCCCCGAGGAAGCACGCCAGGCCGGGACCCCGAGCCGGACCCCGACCCCGACUCCGACGCCACGGCGGCCGUGCCCAGCCAGCCCUCCCUGGCGAUGGCAACGACGACGGCGCCCGCAGUCACGGCCGCCGCGGCCCCCGACGAUUGUGCCUCGGAAGAUGAGGAGGAAGUUGUGGUGGAAGUGCCCAGAGUUGUUCAGAAUCCUCCAAAACCAGUUAUGACCACCAGACCCACGGCCGUGAAAGCAACAGGCGGGCUUUGUCUGCUCGGGGCCUAUGCUGACAGUGAUGAUGAUGAGAGUGAUAUUUCUGAGAAGCCAGCGCAGUCUGAGGAGGCCAACGGGAACACAUCGGCUGACAUCGACAGCACUCUGGCCAGCUUCUUGGCGGAAAUUGAUGCUAUCACGGCUCCUCAACCUGGGCCGCCUGCAGGAGCUUCGGUCCCACCUCCAACUCCACCUCGCCCAGAGCCCAAGGAGGCAGCCGCGUCUGCCCCCACCUCCGCUGCGUCCAAUGGCACCAGCACAACCACAGCUCCAGAGUGGCAGUAUGACACGCAGUGCUCCUUGGCAGGAGUGGAAAUUGAGAUGGGAGACUGGCAGGAAGUGUGGGACGAAAACACUGGCUGCUACUACUACUGGAACACACAGAGCAAUGAAGUCACCUGGGAGCUGCCCCCCUACCUUGCCACCCAGGUCCAGGGGCUGCAGCAUUAUCAGCCUGGUUCUGGAACAAGUGCUGAAUCUGGUUUCGUGGUAAACACAGACACAUACAUGAAGGAGAAAGCAGUUUCUGUCUCCAGUAGUAAAAUUGGACCAGUCGUAGCCAAGCGAGAAGUUAAAAAGGAGGUGAAUGAGGCCGUGCAGGCACUCUCCAACAGCGAGGAGGAGCGCAAAGGGGUGGCAGCAGCUUUGCUGGCUCCUCUGCUGCCGGAGGGAAUCAAAGAGGAAGAAGAGCGGUGGCGGAGAAAGGUGAUCUGUAAAGAGGAGGCACCUGUGGCUGAGGUGAGGGAGCCAAGCUCUGUCCCAGAGGAGGCCGCAGCCCCAGGAAGGCCACCGGAAGUGUUGCUGGAUGGCAGCGAAGACCCCGCCCAGGAGGACCUGUGCAGUGUGGUGCAGUCGGGGGAGAGUGAGGAGGAAGAGGAGGAGCAGGACACCCUAGAGCUGGAGCUCGUCUUGGAGAGGAAAAAGGCAGAGUUAAGAGCCUUGGAGGAAGGAGAUGGCAGCAUGUCAGGGUCGAGUCCCCGUUCCGACAUCAGCCAGCCAGCGUCUCAGGACGGGGUGCGCAGACUGAUGUCUAAGCGAGGGAAGUGGAAGAUGUUUGUUCGUGCGAUGAGUCCGGAGUCUACCAGCCGCAGUUCUAGCAAAACCGGACGGGAGACUCCAGAAAACGGAGAAAGCGCAAUUGGUGCUGAAAACUCAGAAAAAAUAGAUGAAAAUUCAGAUAAAGAGACAGAAGUAGAAGAAUCUUCAGAGAAGAUAAAAGUACAGACAGUACCUAAAGUAGAAGAUGACCAAGAUUUGAAAUUUCAGAUAGGAGAGCUGGCAAACACCCUGACAAGUAAAUUCGAGUUCCUAGGCAUUAGCAGACAGUCCAUCUCCAACUUCCAUGUGCUGCUCCUGCAGACUGAGACUCGAAUUGCAGACUGGCGAGAAGGGGCUCUUAAUGGAAACUACCUUAAACGAAAGCUUCAGGAUGCAGCAGAACAACUAAAACAGUAUGAAAUAAACGCCACUCCUAAAGGCUGGUCCUGCCACUGGGACAGGGAUCAUAGACGGUAUUUCUAUGUAAACGAGCAAUCGGGCGAGUCUCAGUGGGAGUUCCCAGAUGGCGAGGAGGAGGAGGAAGGCCAUGCACAAGAGAGUAGAGAUGAGACUCAUUCUAAACCCAGCUUGAAAGACAAACCCAGCGCUGAGUCCGGUUCCUCAGAGUCCUCCGAGAAUCCCACAGGUUCCCUCUGUAAAGAGUCCUUUUCUACUCAAGUGUCCUCUUCAUCACUCAUGCCACUCACUCCGUUCUGGACCCUCCUUCAGUCCAAUGUGCCUGUGCUGCAGCCUCCACUUCCCCUGGAGAUGCCACCGCCUCCACCCCCACCUCCAGAGUCCCCGCCACCACCACCACCACCACCACCACCACCCCCAGUGGAAGAUGGGGAGAUCCAGGAGGUAGAGAUGGAGGAUGAGGGCAAUGAGGAGCCCCCUGCACCCGGGACGGAGGAGGACACUCCUUUGAAACUAGCAGCCCAGGCCAUAGUCGUCACCACCCAGAGUGCUGUGGAUACCACUGUCUCCAGCUCUCCCUCCACAAAGGCAAUGAAGAGGAAAGCGGCAGAAAUAAGUAGUGCAGUGGUUCAGCGGUCAGCCACCAUCGGGAGCUCCCCGGUCAUCUACAGCCAGCCUCCCUCGGCCACUGGUCCCCAGGCUGCAGGGAUUGGACCCCAGGCCAUGUCCCUUGGCCACACAGCCACAGGCCUGGGUCACCAGGCCAGAGGGUUGAGCCUGCAGUCCAACUACUUGAGCCUUGCAGCCACGCCGGCCAUCAUGAGUUACGCUGAGUGCUCUGUCUCCAUGGGAGUCACCACAGCCACCUUGCAGCCCGUCCAGGCCCGUGGGGCCGUGCCUGCCACUGCUGUGAUAGAGCCACCACCUCCCCCACCACCACCUCCUACACCGCCACCACCUCCAACUCCCAAAGUGCUGCCACCCGAGAAGACGAAGAAAGGAAAGAAAGACAAGGUGGCUGACUCUUCUAAAAAGCGUUCGACAAAGAAAAGCAAAACCAAAAUGCCAUCUUUGGUAAAGAAGUGGCAGAGUAUCCAGCGGGAGCUAGACGAAGAGGAGAACUCAAGUUCGAGUGAGGAGGACCGGGAGUCCACAGCCCAGAAGCGCAUCGAGGAGUGGAAGCAGCAGCAGCUGGUCAGUGGCAUGGCAGAGAGAAAUGCGAAUUUUGAAGCCCUUCCUGAGGACUGGCGAGCAAGACUAAAGAGAAGGAAAAUGGCUCCAAACACAUAGUUUAAAAUUUUUUUUAUAAUUGUUUUGUUUUGUGUUCGGUUCAGUCCUAACCAGUUUUACUGUUGCCCAGUAAACUGUAAAUGGUACAGGGCGCAAAAGCACUUCCAGGCCACACACAUUUGAGUGCAGAGCCUUGAGAUGUCCUUGUCUCCGUCACACCAGGUGGUAGGAUGGCCUCACCCGGCUGCCUUUGCUCUGCAGCACGGGGCCAGCAUGAAAAGAGCACGUGCCCUCUCUGGGCCUGGAGCAAGCGGAGGCCUCUCUGCCUGCUGAGCCGGUGGCACCUAACGUGGCUGUGACUCCAACUCCAGAACAAGUGCAAUUAAGCAGCUCUGCAUCUAUCUUGCUGGACUUCUGGCGCCUUCCUGCAUCCAUGGCCAGGAAGUGGAGGUCUGGCAUGUUCUAGCCAUGCUCCUAGGAGUUCUUUGUCACCAAGUUACAUGGCAGAACAGGCAGCCACCACUGUUAGCGGUUCAAGGCCUGGAUUGAGAGCAUCCCCCGCACUUGUGACAGUCCGUGUGUAUCAAGAGGCACUCCGUCUCAGUGUCUGUGUUGCCUGCCCUGUCCUUGCAGGCACCUCGCCUCCACGUGAAUGUAUUCUCCAUAAAGUUCAGUAUUUAAAAGGCAGUUUGCUAUUGUGUACUUUCUAUUGUAUCACAAUCAGGUAAAGUCACUUUAAACUGAAGAAAAAACAAAUUGUGUUUUAAAGCCAUUUGUAUUUCUCCAGUUUCUGACCUUGUAAAUUUUGUAUAUAUCCACUAAUAAAGCUCUUUUUAUACUUCU